GGGCCUUUUGAUAUCGUCUUAAGUCUUCUGCGUGUCGAAUCGACGAGCCGGAUAACUCCAAAGCAGUCGAGGCGCCAUGGCGGUCGACGUCUUCGUUUCCCUGCCUUUCCCUUCCCAGCUUCCCAUUUCCCUACAUAGUUUUUUCAAGGAGCUGCCAUGGAGGACUACGACGUGUCCUCUCCAUUAUUCUGCUCCAUCCAUCCCCCGCAGUGCUCUGGUUUGUAGCAGCAGCAGCAGCAGCUAGAAGCGAUGGGGAAUUGCCAGGCUUCCGACGCGGUCGCAACGCUGAUAGAGUAUCCCAACGGGCGGAUGGAGCGCUUGUACUGGACAAUCUCUGCUCGUCAGGUGAUGCUACAAAAUCCCGGCUACUAUGUCGCAGUCUAUGUGUGGCCAAAGCCUUCAUCGUCUCCAAAACGGAAGCCCAAAAUGAAAAUCCUGCCCCCCUCGGCUAUACUUGCCACUGGCAACUGCUACCGGCUCAUCAGCUUUGAAGAAGUACUAAACAACUUCUCCAGUAGGAAAACUGGCACCAGUCGAGUAAGUGGCAUGGUCGAUGCAGCAUUUCUAACAGCACCGGAUUCCUCCAAGUCAGGCACGGGGUCUCAGUUCCAAACUUUUCCAGAUGCCCGUGAGCUAGGAAUGGGCAUGUCGAUUGCGAAGCCAUGGAGGCCCUCACUAAAGAGUAUUGCCGAGACUAUGUGAAGGUGAACGUGUCCGUUGAAAUCUUGUACAUAAUAUCUGCAGCAUAGACUUGGUUGACAAGAAAAUUCAAAAUAACAAUGGUACUUUACCGUC
This is a messenger RNA of Selaginella moellendorffii, 795 nucleotides long. RefSeq lists its product as uncharacterized. The record is from RefSeq and is a predicted model, not a curated record. NCBI's taxonomy places the organism in Eukaryota, Viridiplantae, Streptophyta, Lycopodiopsida, Selaginellales, Selaginellaceae. The transcript has 3 exons. Bases 250 to 702 code for a protein of 150 amino acids.